CAAUCUCCACUUUCAUCUAUACCAGUAUUACUAGGAUUUAUACGCUUGCCCAACGUGAGUCAUUCAUGCACCUAUUUAAAGCAAAUUUAAAGUCCAUUAAUGCACUUUUCAGCGACAUUUUUCUCAUGUCCAUUAGUCCAUAUUAGAAAUUUUACACUUAAUCAUGAUUUUAUAGAAUCAGUAUUAGUGAAAGGUUCAUGUGAGUUUCAUCAAACAGACAUCAAAACAAAAACAUCGAUCAAAAUCUCAAAACAUCUUGGGGUAACAUUUUCUGUGUAGAAAUGGAAUGUAACGUUUGUGGUGAAUAUAAAAAGAAACAAUGAUCAUGAGAUGGUGUGAAAAAUUUUCAGUACUAUAAAUGGAAUCUUGGCCUCAGAAUUAAAGUAAAAUCGGAAGUUAUUUAUUCUACCCGGUCGCACUCCGCAUCUGCGUGAAACGUGAAAUAGAAUUGAGUCCUUCCAUUGAACAGAAAGAUGAACACUGCAACAGCCCUUUUAGCAGCGAUUAUCCUUUUGAGCAGUACAGAAUUGGCAUCGCCUGCAAAGAUUCUGCUUCUAUAUCCGAUACCGUAUCCGAGUCACUGGAAGGCAUUCAAGCCAUUAUUCGAGGAGCUGGCUAAACGGGGUCAUCAAAUCACAGCGUACACAACUCUCCCCGGACUUAAAUCUUUUAAGAAUUUCGAGCACAUUGCAAUCAGUGCAGACACAAGUAAAGUUGAUGUGAUGGGUUUUGACCCUGUCGGAUGUAGAUCCAAGACACUAAUUUCAUAUCUGUAUGGGCUUUGGGGAUAUUUUUCCGCGAUCAAUGAGGCGGCUCUGGAAUCCAAAGAGCUGCAGGCACUAAUGCAUUCCGAUGAGAAGUUCGACUUACUGAUGACAGAGGCCAACUUCAUGGAGGAAAGCAUUUUAGGGUUUAGCCAUAAGUUCAACGUUCCUGUGGUCAGUAUGUACCCGAUUUUUAUCACACCUUGGAUGGCGCAACUCGCCGGGAUACCCCACUCAUACUCCUACAUCCCUAGCACUUUGCAACCCUUCACCGACCAAAUGAGUUUCUGGCAAAGGACGGUGAAUACAAUAACCGGUUUGUCCGAAAUUCUGUUGGGUCAUCUGCAUCACUUGCCGAGUCAAGAGAGGAUGAUGCGCAAACAUUUUAAAUACCCUGGCUCAGAAAAUAUACCUCCAGUAGGAGAGUUGAUCGCUAAUAUUUCGUUGCAUUUAAUCGAUUCGCAUCAAAUUAUGAGCUUCGUUCGACCAUAUCCCCCGCAUGUUAUUGAUGUUGCAGGAAUGAACACCAAAUCGGCUGGGAAACUACCUCAGGAUUUACAAACGUUCUUGGACGAUGCAAAAGAUGGGUUUAUAUAUGUUUGUUUUGGAUCAUUUAUAAAUAAAAAAGCAUUUUCACGACGGUUUGAGAAUGUGUUGACCGAAACUCUGAGAGGGCUCAAAUGGAAAGUCAUUAUGAAAUCCAGUGAUGAAAUUGAAGGAGCACCGCAUAUAAUGACCAGACCUUGGUUGCCGCAGGUGGAAAUUUUGUCGCACCCAAACUGCAAACUGUUCGUUACGCACGGCGGCUUUAACAGUCUGAUGGAGGUCAUGAGUAUAGGAGUUCCCACCCUGGGCUUGCCAUUCUUUUCGGAUCAGUUCCAAAAUGUAGCCUGGUAUGAGCAUAAAGGAGUUGGCUUGAAGAUCGAUUACGACACUGCAACGGUCGCUGAUCUGACGGAAAAAAUCAAUAAAAUUAUUAACACUCCUUCAUUUAUGGAUAAUGCAAAACAAAUAGCUAAGCUUUACCACGAUGAGCCUCAAUCAAGAUUAGCCAAUGCAGUCUUCUGGGUGGAAUAUGUAAUACGUCACAAAGGCGCUCACCAUUUAAAACCGGAAUCCGUCAGAAUGCCAUAUUAUCAAUAUCUUCUACUUGACGUAAUAGCAUUUUUAGUGGCCGUGCUGUUUCUCGCUACAUACAUCGCCUAUUAUCUUGCCCAGAAGUUCUUGCGAUCAUUUUUAAGUACAAAUAAUGCAUUAAAUGUAAAAAAACGGAAUUAAAAAUACAAUGUCUUUCAUCAAAAGGCAUUGAACUUA
Molecule: messenger RNA, 2078 nt
Organism: Bemisia tabaci
Lineage: Eukaryota; Metazoa; Arthropoda; Insecta; Hemiptera; Aleyrodidae
Product: UDP-glycosyltransferase UGT5
Molecular function (GO): UDP-glycosyltransferase activity
Source: RefSeq, a predicted model, not a curated record